Messenger RNA from Fusarium vanettenii 77-13-4, 1876 nucleotides. RefSeq lists its product as uncharacterized. Gene Ontology annotation, cellular component: cytoplasm. The record is from RefSeq and is a predicted model, not a curated record. Gene Ontology annotation, biological process: phosphatidylcholine biosynthetic process; phosphatidylethanolamine biosynthetic process. Gene Ontology annotation, molecular function: choline kinase activity; ethanolamine kinase activity. Bases 1 to 1239 code for a protein of 412 amino acids. NCBI's taxonomy places the organism in Eukaryota, Fungi, Ascomycota, Sordariomycetes, Hypocreales, Nectriaceae. The transcript has 3 exons.
AUGACGGCUUCACCGCCCAACGUCGAGUUUGGCCAUGUGCCUUUCCUUGACCUGGCCUACGACAAUAAUGACUCUGAUAACUCGGCACGAAAACUCAUCCUGACCCUCAUGCCCGACUGGGCAAGCGAGGACUCCAAUGUUGACUUUGUGCGCUUCACUGACGGCAUCACAAACACCCUGCUCAAGGCUGUCAACCGUCGUCCUGGCAUGUCCAAGGUCGACGUGGACAAGGACUCCGUCCUGCUCCGCGCCUACGGUCAUGGGACUGCCAUCCUCAUCGACCGCGAACGCGAGGCUGAGAACCAUGAGCUGCUCAUGAGGCACGGCCUCGCCACGCAGUUGCUCGCCCGCUUCAAGAAUGGCAUGCUGUACCGCUACAUCCUGGGCACAGUUGCCCGUGCCCAGGACCUCAGUGACCCUCUCAUCCUGACUGCCAUUGCUCGCCGCCUUGCCCAGUGGCAUGCCACGGUGCCAUGCCUGGCAGACCCCAACCACGCCCGCGACGACAGGCACCUGAACGGCACCGCCAACACCAACGGAGCCUCUAAUGGUCAAGACAUGAUUGACAACGCUGCUCCGGGGAAGCCCCCGCCUAACAUGUGGACGAUCAUGCAAAAGUGGAUCUUUGCCCUGCCGACUGACACGGAUGCUCAGCGCGAGAGGCAAGCCUUGCUUCAGCAGGAGCUGGAGGGCAUGAUCAAGAAGUUGAGCCAACGGCCUGGCCUUGGCAAGAACGGGCUCGUCUUUGCGCAUUGCGAUUUGCUAUGCGCAAACGUCAUCAUCCACCGAGACGGGGAUGAGGCGCCUACUGUCGACUUUAUCGACUAUGAGUAUGCCACUCCUUCGCCCGCUGCGUUUGAUGUGGCCAACCACUUUGCCGAGUGGGCCGGAUAUGACUGCGACUACUCGGCAGUGCCCAGACAAGACCAGCGGCUAGCAUUCGUGAAGGAGUACAUCAAGACGUACUUUUCCAUGACCGGCGAGGACGUCGACGAGGAGGCCGAGGUGCGCAAGCUCAUGGACGAGGUCGACGCAUACCGAGGUGUGCCGGGUUUCUACUGGGGCAUCUGGUCCCAGAUCCAAUCCGUCAUUUCCAAGAUUGACUUUGACUAUGCUCAGUACGCUGAGCUCCGGUUGAGUGAGUACUGGGCGUACAAGGCCGAGGAUGACGGUAGCCGGAAGGCUGCGGGUGAAGAGAUGCCACUAAGGGAGAAGACGUGGUGGAGCAACAACGAAUAAGACGAUGAACGAGGACCCGCGAGAGACGGCGUGGUCGCGAGAUGACCGCAGGGACCGAGCAAGUGAUGGAAAUUCGCUACUGUAAUUCAGUUCAGUAAGCGAGAGGGUAAUAGAGCGGUCAAUAUGGGUGACAGGGUGAGCGAGGAGUGUGGAAAGGGGAUACAAUGGGAAACGGUUACAGGGAGGGCGUUUUUUCCUUUUACUCGGUUCGGGUUUCUCAUUUCUUCAGCAGGCGGCCUCGUUGUUCCCUUUCUUAUCAACCCUUACUCACAUCCUCCGCCUCAUACCUCCCUCCCUCCACGCCUUUGUCCCCGGUGUGGUGACAAACAACAGCCCUACUACCCCUUCUGCCCUUGUUUGGUCUGGGUCAGUUCUUUUUUCGUUUCUUUUCUUUUCUGUCCAUGUUUGCGUCUAUUGGGUCAUGAUGAUACACAAAAAAAGAAAGCUCAACAGCAGGUUAUGGAAUGGCACACUGAGGGGGAAAGCCAUUCAACAUGAGCUACAGCUACGACAUGCAAACAUGCUGGCAUGCCAUGAACGAGUUGUCUUGUCUACGCAAACACCGAGUACCAUGGAAAGUAGGCUCGGGUAUAUAAACUACCUAUUAUCCCUAAUACAUAUUGAUUUGAUUGCCGAG